AGCUAUCCAAUGGGCGGCGGUGCGGACCGAGGUGGGGACCGCGAUGGGCGGGGCCUCGGUGCCGGCGGAGCGGCGGGAGCCAUGAAGCUCAACGUGGACGGGCUCCUGGUGCCCUUCCCCUAUGACUACAUCUACCCCGAGCAGUUCUCCUACAUGCUGGAGCUCAAGCGGACGCUGGACGCCAAGGGUCACGGGGUGCUGGAGAUGCCGUCGGGGACCGGGAAGACGGUGUCGCUGCUAGCCCUCAUCGUCGCCUACCAACGGGCGCGGCCAUCGGACAUCACCAAACUGAUUUACUGCUCCCGCACGGUGCCGGAGAUCGAGAAGGUGGUGGAGGAGCUGCGGAAGCUGCUGGAUUGCUACGAGAAGGAGCUGGGGGAGAAGCUGCCGUUCCUGGGGCUAGCGCUGAGCUCCAGGAAGAACCUGUGCAUCCACCCGGAGGUCUCGGCGCUGCGCUAUGGGAAGGACGUCGACAGCCGCUGCAUGGCCCUGACGGCACCGCACGUGCGGGCCCAGAGCGAUGGCUCCCGGCCCCUCUGCAGCUUCUAUGAGGACUGGGACACCCACGGGCGCUCCGUGCCCUUGCCCCACGGCAUCUACAACCUGGACGAGCUGCGCGCCCUGGGCCGCCGCCGUGGCUGGUGCCCCUAUUUCCUCGCCCGCUACUCGAUCCUGCACGCCAACGCAGUGGUUUACAGCUACCACUACCUGCUGGACCCCAAGGUGGCCGAUGCCGUCUCCAAGGAGCUGGCCCGCAGGGCAGUGGUGGUGUUCGAUGAGGCCCACAACAUCGACAACGUCUGCAUCGACGCCAUGGGGGUCACCAUCACGCGCCGCACACUCGACCGGUGCCAGAGCAACCUGGCGGCACUGCAGGACGGGGUGCAGAGGCUGCAGCAGGUAGAUGAAGCCCGUCUGGCACAGGAAUACAGGCGCCUCGUGCAGGGGCUGCGGGACCCCGAGCUCAGCCAGGGGGGACCUCUUCUGCCCGAGGACAUGCCCACAGAGGCUCUCCCGGGCUCCAUCCGCUCCGCCCGCCACUUCCUGGGCUUCCUGCGCCGCUUCGUGGCCUUCCUGCGGACGCGGCUGCGGGGGGGGGGGGCCCUGCGCCAGGAGAGCGCCCCGGAAUUCCUGCGGGAGCUGCGCCAGCUCGCCUGCAUCGAGGCACGGCCCCUCCGGUUCUGCUCGGAGCGGCUCCGCUCCCUGCUCCGCACCCUGGAGGUCCUGGAUGUGUCCGAGUUCAGCCCCAUCUCGCUCGUGGCCAACUUCGGCUCCCUCGUGAGCACCUACUCCAAAGGCUUCACCAUCAUCAUCGAGCCCUUUGAUGACCGAACCCCAACCAUCAGCAACCCCGUCCUGCACUUCAGCUGUCUCGACGCCUCCAUCGCCAUCAAACCCAUCUUUGAGCGCUUCCAGUCCGUCAUCAUCACCUCAGGGACUCUCUCCCCACUGGACAUGUAUCCCAAAAUCCUGGAUUUCCGCCCCGUUACCAUGGCGACAUUCAGCAUGACGCUGGCCCGGACUUGCCUCUGCCCCAUGAUCGUGGGGCGCGGCAAUGACCAGGUUGCCAUCACCUCCAAGUUUGAGACACGGGAAGAUAUCGCGGUGAUCCGGAACCUGGGCAACCUCCUCCUGGAGCUCUCGGCUGUGGUCCCUGACGGCAUCGUGGCCUUCUUCACCAGUUACCAGUACCUGGAGAGCACCGUGGCUGCCUGGUACGAGCAGGGCAUCCUGGAGAACAUCCAACGGAACAAACUCAUCUUCAUCGAGACCCAGGAUGGGGCCGAGACCAGCAUGGCCCUGGAGAAGUACCAGGAGGCCUGUGAGUGCGGCCGUGGGGCUGUUCUGCUCUCAGUGGCGCGAGGGAAGGUGUCCGAAGGGGUCGACUUUGUGCAUCACUACGGCCGCGCCGUGAUCAUGUUCGGGGUGCCCUACGUGUACACCCAGAGCCGCAUCCUCAAAGCACGCCUGGAGUUCCUGCGGGAUCGGUUCCAGCUGCGGGAGAACGAGUUCCUGGCCUUUGACGCCAUGCGCCACGCAGCCCAAUGUGUGGGGCGGGCGCUGCGGGGCAAGAGCGACUACGGCAUCAUGGUGUUCGCCGACAAGCGCUAUGCACGCCCCGACCGCCGCGGGAAGCUCCCGCGCUGGAUCCAGGAGCGGAUCCCGGAUUCCAGCCUCAACCUCACGGUGGACGAGGCCGUGCAGGUGGCAAAGGGGUUCCUGCGUGCCAUGGCCCAGCCCUUCCGCCAGGAGGACCAGCUGGGUCUGUCCCUGCUCACCGUGGAGCAGCUCCAGUCCCGGGAGGUUCUGCAGCGCCUCGAGCAGGGGGUGCAGCAGCUCUGACCCUCCCCUG
Pezoporus flaviventris is the source of this 2353-nucleotide messenger RNA. RefSeq names its product ERCC excision repair 2, TFIIH core complex helicase subunit (gene ERCC2). Gene Ontology annotation, biological process: transcription by RNA polymerase II; positive regulation of mitotic recombination; nucleotide-excision repair. NCBI's taxonomy places the organism in Eukaryota, Metazoa, Chordata, Aves, Psittaciformes, Psittacidae. The record is from RefSeq and is a predicted model, not a curated record. The transcript is spliced from 23 exons. Bases 10 to 2343 code for a protein of 777 amino acids. Gene Ontology annotation, molecular function: damaged DNA binding; DNA helicase activity; ATP binding. Gene Ontology annotation, cellular component: nucleus.